This is a messenger RNA of Hipposideros armiger (great roundleaf bat), 9760 nucleotides long. RefSeq names its product SH3 and multiple ankyrin repeat domains 1 (gene SHANK1). Gene Ontology annotation, cellular component: dendritic spine; postsynaptic membrane; postsynaptic density. The record is from RefSeq and is a predicted model, not a curated record. Gene Ontology annotation, molecular function: synaptic receptor adaptor activity; ionotropic glutamate receptor binding. NCBI's taxonomy places the organism in Eukaryota, Metazoa, Chordata, Mammalia, Chiroptera, Hipposideridae. The coding region runs from base 1231 to 7653 and encodes 2140 amino acids. The transcript is spliced from 24 exons.
UCACCUACAGCUCUUGGAACUCUUCUCCCCACACACACAUUUUGCCUUCCCUCCCCCAACCCCCCAGCCCAUCCCCACUCUCCCAAAGUCAGCAAUACCCUCCACUGCUUCCCAUCUCCAUGGCAACGGUGCAGGAGCCGGGCCUGGUGGGGGGGAGGGGAGGGACCAGACCAGACAUUCUGGUUUCCGGUGCUGGGGUGGGAGCCAGGGGUAAGAUGAGCCAGGUGGACCCCACUGGGGACCCACUCUCCUAAGGCCACUUCAGAGAAGAGCGGGGAUCUGGAGAUGACCUCUCACCCUGGUCCCCCAGACCCUCUCCCCAUUCCUUAGUUUCCCUCCCAGCCUCCCAAUCUCCCUCAGAGUGGGGCCACCAGUACCAGGCAAUGCUGAUCCACCCACCCUGCAGUGCCAGUCGUCAAACACGCCCACAGGUCAUGUGCAGCCACCCCACAUUGACCCAGGCUACCUGGAGAAACCUCCCAGGGCCAGCCUCCUCAGCCACCUACACACCCUCUUAAGAUGCCCCCAACAACCUGCACAGGUCACAAUUCUUUGCCCUGUGACACCCCCAUCCAGUGCCCAGGCUCCCCUGGGACACCGAUUCCUCAGCCCUCUGCACAGAUUGUCAGCCACACUUCAGUGAAGUCACGGGCUCCACCCGCUCCAGGUACCACGAGGCCUCCUGCUCCUGCUGCCCCAGGCUCAUGGCACCUCCCUCUCCCCCUUACUACAUCUCAGGGCCCCAUCCCCCUAGCUAUCUGGGAGAAAGAUGGGAAGGCCUCGGGUGAGGGGCCAGGCUGGGGCCAGGAGGGCAGGAUGCCGGUGGGUCGUCCACCUGUCUGUCCUCAGCUAAUUUUAGCUGCAUUUUCCCUGGCCUGGCAAAGUGGGCCAGUAGCUCCCGCGGUGAUUCUGCGGUUUCUGGGACACUGCCACGCUGGGUCAGCGGCAAAGUGGGGCGCAGGAGGGGCGGGGGCUCAAGCAGGGCCAAGGGCAGGGAAGGAGACAUGUGCUGGCAGCAUGGCAGGGAUGGGGGUGUGUGCAGGAGUGUCUGGGGGUGUGUCCAGCCUCCUUCCUGCCUACCUCAGGCAGUGUGGGGCUGCUGCCCCUGACCACUGGUCCACUGAGUGUGCCUGUGGCCUCUGAGGGGUUGGGGCUUCUAGUCUGACAGCCGCCCUUGGCCCCAGCAGCCGCCUGUGAUGCUGCCGUCCCCCGUCGCCCCGUGGCCCCACGAUGACCCACAGCCCCGCCUCAAGCGAGGACGAGGAACGCCACAGUGCCAGCGAGUGUCCCGAGGGGGGCUCAGAGUCCGACAGCUCCCCAGACGGGCCCGGGAAAGGCCUCCGGGGGAUCCGGGGCCAGGGCAGCGGGGCACCCGGUAGCCUGGCCUCGGUCCGAGGCCUCCAGGGCCGCUCCAUGUCUGUCCCAGACGACGCCCACUUCAGCAUGAUGGUCUUCAGGAUUGGCAUUCCGGACCUGCAUCAGACAAAAUGCCUGCGCUUCAACCCUGAUGCCACCAUCUGGACAGCCAAGCAGCAGGUGCUCUGUGCCCUGAGCGAGAGCCUACAGGAUGUACUGAACUACGGCCUGUUCCAGCCAGCCACCUCGGGCCGGGAUGCCAACUUCCUGGAGGAAGAGCGGCUGCUGCGGGAGUACCCCCAGUCCUUCGAGAAGGGGGUGCCCUACCUGGAGUUCCGGUACAAGACCCGAGUUUACAAACAGACCAACCUGGAUGAGAAGCAGCUAGCCAAGUUACACACGAAGACCGGGCUGAAGAAAUUCCUGGAGUACGUGCAGCUCGGGACCUCCGACAAGGUGGCGCGGCUGCUGGACAAGGGGCUGGACCCCAAUUACCAUGACUCAGAUUCAGGAGAGACCCCCCUGACGCUGGCUGCCCAGACUGAAGGCUCAGUAGAGGUGAUUCGAACCCUGUGCCUGGGUGGAGCUCACAUCGACUUCCGGGCCCGGGAUGGUAUGACAGCGCUGCACAAGGCCGCAUGUGCCCGGCACUGCCUCGCUCUAACGGCACUCCUGGACCUUGGGGGCUCCCCCAACUACAAGGACCGCCGGGGGCUGACCCCUCUGUUCCAUACAGCUAUGGUGGGGGGCGAUCCCCGCUGCUGUGAGCUGCUUCUGUACAACAGGGCCCAGCUGGGCAUAGCUGAUGAGAAUGGCUGGCAGGAGAUCCACCAGGCCUGCCAGCGGGGUCACUCUCAACACUUGGAGCACCUUCUCUUCUAUGGGGCUGAGCCUGGAGCCCAGAAUGCCUCGGGAAACACUGCCCUGCACAUCUGCGCGCUCUACAAUAAGGAGACUUGUGCUAGGAUCCUCCUCUAUCGAGGGGCCAACAAGGAUGUGAAGAAUAACAAUGGACAGACCCCCUUUCAGGUGGCAGUGAUCGCUGGGAAUUUUGAGCUCGGGGAGCUGAUCCGAAACCAUCGAGAACAGGAUGUCGUGCCCUUCCAGGAGUCCCCCAAGUAUGCGGCCCGGCGACGGGGAACCCCAAACGCCGGGCUGAUGGUGCCCCCCGCGCUGCUGCGGGCCAACAGUGACACCAGCAUGGCCCUGCCUGACUGGAUGGUGUUCGCUGCCCCGGGAACCUCGUCUACCGGGGCCCCUGGCCCUACCUCAGGGCCCCAGGGCCAGUCGCAGCCCUCAGCCCCCAGCACCAAGCUCAGCAGUGGGACCCUCCGGAGUGCCAGCAGCCCCCGGGGCGCCCGGGCCCGCUCCCCGUCCAGAGGGAGGCACCCUGAGGAGGCCAAGAGGCAGCCCCGUGGACGGCCCAGCUCCAGUGGGACGCCCCGGGAAGGGCCGACUGGGGGCACUGGGGUCUCAGGGGGGCCUGGGGGCUCCCUGGGCAGCCGUGGGAGGCGCAGGAAGCUUUACUCAGCGGUGCCAGGAAGAUCCUUCAUGGCCGUGAAGUCCUACCAGGCCCAAGGCGAGGGGGAGAUCUCCCUGAGCAAGGGCGAGAAGAUCAAAGUGCUUAGCAUCGGGGAAGGAGGCUUCUGGGAAGGUCAGGUCAAAGGUCGCAUCGGCUGGUUCCCCUCUGACUGCCUGGAAGAGGUGGCGAACCGCUCCCAGGAGGGAAAGCAAGAAAGCCGCAGUGACAAGGCAAAGAGACUCUUCCGGCACUAUACCGUGGGCUCCUACGACAGCUUUGAUGCCCCAAGCUUGAUGGAUGGGAUUGGCCCAGGGAGCGAUUACAUCAUUAAGGAGAAGACAGUUCUGCUGCAGAAGAAGGACAGUGAGGGGUUUGGGUUCGUGCUCCGGGGGGCCAAGGCGCAGACCCCCAUCGAGGAGUUCACCCCCACCCCGGCCUUCCCGGCACUGCAGUAUCUGGAGUCUGUGGACGAGGGUGGUGUGGCAUGGCGUGCCGGACUGCGAAUGGGAGACUUCCUCAUCGAGGUGAAUGGGCAGAAUGUGGUGAAGGUUGGCCACCGACAGGUGGUGAACAUGAUUCGCCAAGGGGGCAACACGCUGAUGGUCAAGGUGGUGAUGGUCACCAGGCACCCGGACAUGGAUGAGGCUGUCCACAAGAAAGCACCUCAGCAGGCUAAGCGGCUCCCGCCCCCAGCCAUCUCCCUGCGUUCCAAGUCCAUGACCUCAGAGCUGGAGGAGAUGGUCUCCCCCUGGAAGAAGAAGAGUGAGUAUGAGCAGCAGCCUGCGCCAGUGCCCAGCAUGGAGAAAAAGCGGACCGUGUAUCAGAUGGCUCUCAACAAACUGGAUGAAAUUCUGGCAGCAGCUCAGCAGACCAUCAGUGCAAGCGAGAGUCCUGGACCUGGUGGCCUGGCAUCCCUGGGCAAACACCGGCCCAAAGGUUUCUUUGCCACUGAGUCGAGCUUCGAUCCUCACCACCGAUCACAGCCAAGUUAUGAACGUCCUUCUUACCUGCCUCCAGGACCUGGGUUUAUGCUCCGGCAAAAAUCUAUUGGGGCUGCGGAAGAUGAUAGACCCUACCUAGCACCCCCAACCAUGAAGUUCAGCCGCAGCCUGUCUGUGCCUGGUUCCGAGGACAUCCCCCCGCCUCCCACCACGUCCCCUCCGGAGCCCCCCUACAGCACACCUCCAGCCCCCUCCUCCUCCGGCCGCCUCACUCCGUCCCACCGGGGAGGGCCCUUCAACCCUAGCGCUGGUGGCCCCCUCCCUGCCUCUUCCCCGUCAUCUUUUGAUGGGCCCUCGCCUCCUGACACCCGUAUGGGGGGCCGGGAGAAGAGCCUGUACCAUCACGCUCCGCCCCCCCAGCCCCACCACCACCAUGCGCACCCCCCUCACCCUCCGGAGAUGGAGACGGGUGGCUCUCCCGACGACCCCCCGCCCCGAUUGGCUCUGGGGCCCCAGCCCAGCCUGCGCGGCUGGCGGGGCGGCGGGCCCAGCCCGACCCCAGGAGCCCCGUCCCCCUCGCACCACGGCAGCGGGAGCGGCCCCUCCCAGGGCCCUGCCCUGCGCUACUUCCAGCUGCCCCCGCGGGCAGCCAGCGCGGCCAUGUACGUGCCCGCCCGCUCGGGCCGCGGGCGCAAGGGCCCCCUGGUCAAGCAGACCAAAGUGGAAGGCGAGCCGCAGAAGGGCGGUGGCCUCCCACCCGCGCCCUCUCCGACGUCCCCGGCGUCCCCGCAGCCGCCGCCAGCUGCGGCCGCCCCGUCGGAAAAGAACUCCAUCCCCAUCCCCACCAUCAUCAUCAAGGCUCCGUCCACCAGUAGCAGCGGCCGCAGCAGUCAGGGCAGCAGCACCGAGGCCGAGCCCCCGGCCCAGCCCGAGGCUGCCGGUGGCUCCUCCGCGACGAGCCCCGCCCCGGCCAUUUCGCCGGUGCCGCCGUCCCCGUCGCCCGUGCCCACCCCCGCCUCGCCCAGCGGCCCGGCCACCCUCGAUUUCACCAGCCAGUUCGGAGCGGCCCUGGUGGGGGCGGCUCGGAGAGAGGGGGGCUGGCAGAACGAAGCCCGCCGGCGGUCCACGCUGUUCCUCUCCACCGACGCGGGGGACGAGGAGGGCGGUGACAGCGUGCUGAGCGCAGGGGCGCCCCCGGGGCCCAGGUUGCGCCACUCCAAAUCCAUCGACGAAGGCAUGUUCUCCGCGGAGCCCUACCUCCGGCUGGAGUCUGCAGGCGCCGGGAGCGGCGCCUACGGCUACGGGGCCGCCAGCCGCGCCUAUGGGAGCAGCAGCGCCUUCACCAGCUUCCUGCCGCCGCGACCGCUGGUCCACCCGCUGACCGGCAAGGCCCUGGACCCAGCCUCCCCACUCGGGCUGGCCCUGGCGGCCCGCGAGCGGGCGCUGAAGGAGUCCUCGGAGGGCGGGGGAACCCCCCAGCCCCCUCCCAGGCCCCCAUCGCCCCGCUACGAGGCCCCGCCGCCCACCCCUCACCACCACUCGCCUCAUGCCCACCAUGAGCCAGUGCUGCGUCUCUGGGGGGCUUCCCCACCCGACGCCGCCCGCCGGGAGCUGGGGUACCGGGCAGGGCUGGGCAGCCAGGAGAAGUCCCUUCCGGCCAGCCCGCCAGCUGCCCGACGCUCCUUGCUACACCGCUUGCCCCCCACAGCUCCCGGGGUUGGGCCCCUCCUGCUGCAGCUGGGGCCUGAGCCCCCCGCCCCGCACCCAGGGGUGAGCAAGGCCUGGAGGUCCGGAGCCCCAGAAGAGCCUGAGCGGCUGCCCCUACACGUGCGGUUCCUUGAGAAUUGCCAGCCCCGGGCCAGUGGGGCGAGUGGAAGGGGUCCCCCCUCGGAGGACGGGCCGGGAGUUCCGCCGCCCAGCCCACGCCGGACUGUGCCUCCUUCGCCGACCUCCCCGCGGGGCAGUGAGGAGAAUGGGCUCCCGUUGCUAGUCCUGCCGCCCCCAGCCCCCUCGGUGGACGUGGAAGACGGUGAAUUCCUCUUUGUGGAACCGCUGCCCCCGCCCCUGGAGUUCUCAAACAGCUUUGAGAAGCCAGAGUCACCCCUCACGCCUGGGCCUCCUCACCCGCUGCCAGACCCACCCACCCCGACCACCCCAUUGCCCCCUGUGACACCCCCUGCCAUCACUGCUGCCCCUCCCACCCUGGACUCCACGGCAUCCAGCCUGACUUCGUAUGACAGUGAGGUGGCAACGCUGACCCAGGGGGCCCCCGCGGCUCCGGGGGAUGCCCCUCCUCAAGGCCCACCGGCCCCAGCCGCCCCAGCUCCUCCAGCCCCGCAGCCUGGCCCAGACCCUCCACCUGGCACGGAUUCUGGUAUCGAAGAGGUGGACAGUCGGAGCAGCAGUGACCACCCUCUGGAGACCAUCAGCAGCGCAUCCACGCUGAGCAGCCUGUCUGCCGAAGGCGGUGGCAGUGCAGGGGGUGGGGGUGGGGGGGCCAGUGUGGCCAGUGGGCCGGAGCUUCUGGACACGUAUGUGGCCUACCUGGAUGGCCAGGCUUUUGGGGGGAGUGGUACUUCUGGCCCACCAUACCCUCCGCAGCUCAUGACUCCCUCUAAGCUCCGGGGCCGGGCGCUGGGGGCCAGUGGAGGCCUGCGGCCCGGCCCCAGUGGGGGACUCCGAGACCCUGUCACUCCCACCAGCCCCACCGUCUCAGUGACAGGGGCUGGAACUGAUGGGCUGCUGACCCUGAGUGGUUGCUCAGGACCCUCGGCAGCAGGUGUGGCCGGGGGUCCAGUGGCUGUAGAGCCAGAAGGCCCACCGGUGCCCUUGCCAUCUGCUGCCUCCCUGCCUCGCAAGCUGCUGCCCUGGGAGGAGGGCCCGGGCCCACCGCCACCACCCCUGCCCGGGCCUCUGGCCCAGCCUCAGGCCUCAGCCUUGGCCACAGUAAAAGCCAGCAUCAUCAGUGAACUCAGCUCCAAGCUUCAGCAGUUUGGGGGCUCCUCGGCAGCUGGUGGCGCUCUGCCCUGGGCCCGGGGAGGCAGCGGGGGAAGCGGGGACAGCCACCACGGGGGAGCCAGCUAUGUCCCCGAGAGGACGUCCUCCUUGCAGCGGCAGAGACUCUCGGAUGACUCCCAGUCCUCGCUCCUCUCCAAACCUGUCAGCAGCCUGUUUCAGAACUGGCCUAAACCACCUCUGCCGCCACUCCCCACAGGAACCGGGGUCCCCCCUUCAGCUGCUGCGGCCCCAGGGGCCACCUCACCCUCAGCCUCCUCUUCCACGUCCACCCGACACCUCCAGGGUGUGGAGUUCGAGAUGCGGCCACCUCUGCUCCGCCGGGCCCCCAGCCCCUCGCUGCUGCCCGCCUCGGAGCAUAAGGUCAGCCCUGCGCCCCGGCCCUCCUCCCUGCCCAUCCUGCCUUCUGGACCCCUCUAUCCGGGCCUUUUUGACAUCCGCAGCUCCCCCACUGGAGGGGCAGGAGGCUCGGCUGACCCCUUCGCCCCUGUCUUUGUGCCACCGCACCCAGGGAUGUCCGGGGGGCUUGGUGGAGCCUUGUCAGGGGCCUCCCGCUCCCUGUCACCAACCCGCCUGCUUUCGCUGCCCCCGGACAAGCCGUUCGGCGCUAAACCUCUGGGGUUCUGGACCAAGUUCGACGUGGCUGAUUGGCUUGAGUGGCUGGGCUUGGCUGAGCACCGAGCCCGCUUCCUGGACCACGAGAUUGAUGGCUCCCACCUGCCCGCCUUGACCAAGGAGGACUACGUGGAUCUGGGUGUGACCAGGGUGGGCCACCGCAUGAACAUUGACCGGGCUCUCAAAGUUUUCCUGGAGAGGUGAUGGCUGGCUUGGACGGACCAGCCCGUCCACAGAACCCUUGAGCCCACUGGCCUCUUGACCUCUGACCGUCAUUCUCUUCCCGGGCCAGGGACUCUGCUAAAACUGCACCCUGCCAUCAUCUCCUAAGGCCGGAGGUCACCAAGUGGCCUGAUUCCUGCCAGACAUUUGCACCUCACAGGAGGGGGCAGCUGACACAAGACUGUGUGUGGAGCGGAGGGGGUGGGAAUUGAAGAAAUCACAGAAGGGGAUGGAGAAGGAGAGAAGGGUCGAUUCUGGGGAGGGGGAGACAGACAGAGCCAUAGAGGGCCAGCCCUAAGCCUGACUGGAUGGGGGUCGCCCCCAGGCCGCAGGGGAAAGGGGUGCCCUCAGAUUCCACCACCUGCCACCCCUCUAACAACCCUUUCCCCCCUCUCCAGGCCCCUCUGUUUUCCCUGCCUUCCCCUCUUCCUAGCACACACAGCAGCCCCCCCAGCCUCUUGCACGCUCCUUUGCACGCCUGCUUGCCUCUCCCCUCCCUGGGCUACAAUUUUGCACAAAUCUGCCCUCUCGCUGUCUUGCACACUCCGCCUUUGCUCCAGCUCGCGAGCCCUCUUUGCUCUGUUUCCCUUGCACACAUUGCAUUUCUUUUCCCACACUCCAUGCCCCCUGUUCUCUCCAACUCUUGCUUACACACUCUUUCCUUGGCGUCCUCCCUUACACACCUCACUUCUGAAAAUUUCUGGGCCCUUGCUGCAGACACACUUGGGACACCCUUUUCCCUCACCAACUCAUAGGUUCUGUGCACACACUUAUUGUCUGGAAUACCCUUGUCUUUGUUCAACCCUUGCACACUCAAUAUCCUAUGCACCUCUUCUGAGGUGCCUCCAUUUUCUUUAAGCACUUCCCCCCCUUAUUCUUGAACCCCCACAUUCUUACUCUACCCACCUGUCUGUCACAGUGACAUUCUGAUGCCCCUCCUUACCCCUCCUCCUCUUGCACUGUCACUUCUUAUCGCACAGCUUGCACACUUGCUGCCCAGGAACUGUUUCUCAAAUGCUCAUUCCUCUCCUCUUCACCAGGCUCCCACUCCCUUGCCCCCUUCAUUUCCAAAUCUUUGUCCAUCUCCAUUCUCAACUCUUGUGGACUUUCUUGCUCAUUCACUCUUGCACACACCUCCUCCCUGGCACUUGCACUGCACUCUUGAAGCCUUUUUCUUUUCCUUAACAAUGUUCUUACAUACCGUGGCUUUGCUGCACACCCAUUCUUGAAUUCCUAUUUGUUUUUGUCAGCUCCUGGGAGACUUUCUCCAGCUCCCUUGGGGAACGCUACCACCUCUUACCUUUGCACAUUCAGCCUGCUUCACACACUCUUGGGCUGUAUUAGCAUUUCUUUCCUUGGCACCUUUAGUUUUUGUCCCUGUGAAGGAACAGCUUUUGCAGCCAUUCUCUGCCUGUUCUCUUAUGUCUUUAUGCUCUUUUCUCUUUCUGGCAAGAGAAGACCCUAGGCACACUCACUUCUUGCUCACCGUGCUCCCUCCUCUUCCUGCACCAGUCUGCCCUCUCGCACACCCUCCCUCCUUUCACUCUUCUCAGUCCUUCCUGGGCCAUCUGUCCAUCCAUUUUGCUCGAAGAUGCCCUCCCUCCCCCCAACCCUUCCAUCUCUCCAAGAAACUCCUCCCUCUGGCAUGGCUGUUCCUUCCCGCACGCUUCACCCCUCCCUUUAUUCCUGGGGCUUGGGAAUUUUAAGCCACCCCUUCCCCUGGGAAGCCCCCUCCCCUACUGUGGGUAAAGGGGGGAGGGCAUCGCCCUCAGGUCCCCCCAUGUUCAGCUGCCAAAGAAGGGAGCUCCCCCUCCUCCCCCCAAACCCAUUCCCCCUCUGCUGCCCCCACCCCCGAGGGGGGGGCUCCGUCCAUGGGGGGAGGGUGCUUGCAGCCCUCUCCCCUCACCACGUCAGGGAUCUGCGGGGAACCUUGUGGGAGGGCCAUGGGAGGGGGGAGGGGUGGCGAGGAGGGGGGCGGAGAUUGCGCUGGGCCCCUACCCGCCCCCUCCCCCUUGUCGGCUGCCCCCCGUCCGCAGGGGGGCCUGCGCGGCGCCCAUCUAUCAAGGGCUUGUUCAUUCUGGAUGGGUGC